Molecule: messenger RNA, 2313 nt
Organism: Cynara cardunculus var. scolymus (artichoke)
Lineage: Eukaryota; Viridiplantae; Streptophyta; Magnoliopsida; Asterales; Asteraceae
Product: calcium permeable stress-gated cation channel 1-like
Exons: 11
Coding region: 1-2310 (769 amino acids)
Cellular component (GO): plasma membrane
Molecular function (GO): calcium-activated cation channel activity
Source: RefSeq, a predicted model, not a curated record
AUGGCUACAAUUGGGGAUAUUGGGGUAGCAGCAGCUUUUAAUAUCAUUAGUGCUCUCAUUUUUCUUAUAGCGUUUGCUAUCCUUCGGCUUCAACCCGUGAACGAUCGGGUAUACUUUGCUAAAUGGUAUAUAAAAGGUUUAAGGACGAGCCCUACAGCCUCGGGGACAUUUGUAAGGAAGUUUGUCAAUUUGGAUUAUCGGUCAUAUAUAAAGUUUCUUAAUUGGGUGCCGGAUGCACUGACAAUGCCGGAAGCUGAACUCAUCGAUCAUGCUGGUUUGGAUUCGGCUGUGUAUUUGCGGAUUUACUUGCUAGGGUUGAAAAUAUUUGUUCCCAUAUUCUUCCUUACGUGGGCUAUUCUGAUUCCUGUUAAUUGGACAAACAACACGUUGGAGCACUCUACGGAAACUUAUAGCGAAGUUGACAAGCUUUCUAUAUCAAACAUUCCACACAAAUCUCCAAGGUUUUGGGCUCAUGUAGCAAUGGCGUAUGUUGUUACAAUUUGGACAUGCUUCAUGUUGAAGAAAGAGUACGAGACAAUUGCAAAUAUGCGGUUUUACUUUCUUCAAUCGGAAAAGCAUCGCCCCGAUCAAUUUACCGUUCUUGUGAAGAACGUCCCACCCGAUGCUCACGAGUCGGUUAGCGAGAUGGUUCAACACUUCUUUUUAGUGAACCACCACGAUAACUAUCUAACUCAUCAGGUCGUUUGUAACGCAAACAAGCUCGCAAAACUCGUUAAGACGAAACAGAAGAAGCAAAACUGGCUUGAUUACUACCAGAUUAAGUAUACGAAAGAUCCAUCAAAACGACCUAUGAUGAAGACUGGUUUUCACGGGCUUUGGGGAGCGAAAGUUGAUGCUAUCGAGCAUCAUGAAACCGAAAUUGAGAAACUUUCGAACCAAAUAGCCGAAGAGAGAAAAAACGUGAUGAAUAACCCGAAAGCCAUCAUGCCCGCGGCAUUCGUCUCGUUCAAAACUCGUUGGGGAGCCGCUGUUUGUGCUCAAACACAACAAGCUAGAAACCCGACGCUGUGGUUGACCGAGUGGGCCCCUGAGCCACGAGACGUAUAUUGGAAAAACCUCGCUAUUCCUCACGUCUCGCUAAUUAUUCGAAAGGUUACAAUGGGAGUAGCGUUCUUUUUCCUCACGUUCUUUUUCAUGAUUCCCAUUACGUUUGUGCAAUCGCUUGCAAACAUUGAAGGUAUCGAGAAGGUCGCACCCUUCCUUAAGCCUAUAAUCCAUAUAAAGCCAAUCAAGUCGUUCAUCCAAGGUUUUUUACCCGGGAUCGCGUUAAAGAUCUUCCUCAUCCUACUACCGAAAAUCUUGAUGGCGAUGUCUAAAUUCGAAGGAUUUCUAAGUAAAUCGCGACUCGAGAGGAGAUCCGCUUCGAGAUACUAUCUUUUCAACUUCGUGAACGUGUUUCUCGGUAGCAUUAUCGCCGGGGCCGCAUUUGAACAACUAAAUACAUUUCUAAAUCAAUCCGCAAAUCGGAUUCCGGAGACGAUUGGCAUCGCUAUUCCGAUGAAAGCAACCUUCUUCAUUACGUAUAUAAUGGUUGACGGGUGGAGUGGUACCGCCGGAGAGAUUUUGCGGUUGAAGCCGUUGGUAAUCUAUCAUUUGAAGAACAUUUUUCUAGUUAAAACCGAACGGGAUCGAGAAAAGGCUAUGCAUCCCGGAACCAUCGGUUUCAACACCGGAGAACCUCAGAUUCAAUUCUAUUUUCUCAUCGGCCUUGUUUACGCCGUGGUGACGCCACUUUUAAUCCCGUUUAUCUUGGUUUUUUUUGGCCUGGCUUUCGUUGUUUUUCGUCAUCAGAUAAUAAAUGUAUACAACCCGAAAUACGAAAGCCGAGCAGCGUUUUGGCCGGAUGUCCACGGACGUGUGAUCACCGCGUUAAUUAUAUCGCAAGUUCUUUUGAUGGGUUUGUUGAGCACGAAACAUGCGGCUGCUUCAACUCCGGUUCUCCUUGCACUUCCAGUUCUCACCAUCGGUUUCCAUAUGUAUUGUAAAGGCCGGUUUGAACCCGCGUUUACCCGAUAUCCGUUGCAGGAAGCCAUCAAUAAAGACACUCUCGACCGAGUAAGGGAACCAAACCUAAACUUGAACCUAAAAGGAUACCUUGAAAACGCUUACAUCCAUCCCGUUUUCAAGGAUGACGAUUUUGACGAUGAAGAUGCGCUCCAUUUGGACGACAGGGCGACGAUGGUCCCCACCAAAAGACAGUCCCGUCAAAACACACCAACGGCUAGCAAAACAAGCAACGCUUCAGAGCCGUCACACCCAGAGAUCAUUGAAGAAAAGCAUAAACCAUGAAUG